This is a messenger RNA of Gadus chalcogrammus (walleye pollock), 13490 nucleotides long. RefSeq names its product serine/threonine-protein kinase 35-like. Gene Ontology annotation, molecular function: protein serine/threonine kinase activity; ATP binding. The record is from RefSeq and is a predicted model, not a curated record. Gene Ontology annotation, biological process: autophagy; peptidyl-serine phosphorylation; positive regulation of autophagy. Lineage: Eukaryota; Metazoa; Chordata; Actinopteri; Gadiformes; Gadidae. Bases 221 to 1462 code for a protein of 413 amino acids. Gene Ontology annotation, cellular component: autophagosome; cytoplasm. The transcript is spliced from 3 exons.
AUUUGGCGGAAAUGUGUCCCAAUCUGGCAACACUCGUCCUCCCCUCCCUUCGAUGUUCAACAGCGCGGACACUUUGUACUAAUGUCUGUUUUUCCAGUCCCAGAACAGAGGCUGAACAAGUGUCCUAGCUGAACGAGUGUGGCUGCACUGGACCCGUCGCGUCCAUCGACAACAUGCGGAGCUCCGGUGCCCUUCUACCCGAGUCCUGAAGGGAGAACCCAUGGAGACCGCGGGGGGCCCAAGGCCAAGGCGCACCAGGAGUGUGCGAGCAUGCUGCAGACAAACCGCAACACAAGAUAAAUCAACCAAAAGGGAAAUUACAAAUGUGCUGAAAUCGUUGAGCAUGGGGAACACGGAUGAAGACGACGACACGGAGAUAGAUGACACACACGUCUUCCAGAAGAACGGCGGCAGCAGCAUCGAGAGGCGGGUCAUGUCCCCCAGAUACAACAUCCUGCGGGAGGUGGGCCGAGGCAGCUACGGCGUGGUGUACGAAGCCGUGGCUAGGCGCUCAGGGGCCAAAGUGGCGGUGAAGAAACUCCGAUGCGACGCCCCGGAGAAUGUAGAGCUGGCCCUACAGGAGUUCUGGGCCCUGGCCAGUCUGGAGAAGCGCCACCAGAACGUGGUGCAGCUGGAGGAGUGCGUGCUCCAGAGGAACGGCCUGGCCCAGAAGAUGAGCCACGGGAACAAGCGCUCCCGGCAGUACCUGCGCCUGGUGGAGACCUCGUUAAAAGGCGAGCGGGUGUUGAGCCACCCUGAGGAGCCCUGCUACCUGUGGUUCGUCAUGGAGUUCUGCGAAGGCGGAGACCUCAACCAGUUCAUCCUCUCCCGGCGGCCGGACCCGGGCACCAACAGCAGCUUCAUGCUGCAGCUCACCAGCGCUGUGGCCUUCCUGCACGACAACAACAUCGUGCAUCGCGACCUCAAGCCCGACAACAUCCUCAUCUCGGAGAAGUCGGGUACGCCCGUCCUCAAGGUGGCGGACUUCGGCCUCAGCAAGGUUUGCGCCGGCCUGGGCGGCUCGGCGGUGUGCUCGGGCAAGGACGGAGAGGACAACCACAACAAGAACCGCACCUCCAACAUCAACAAGUACUGGCUGUCGUCGGCGUGCGGCUCUGACUUUUUCAUGGCGCCCGAGGUGUGGGAGGGCCACUACACGGCCAAGGCGGACAUCUUUGCCCUGGGCAUCAUUAUCUGGGCCAUGCUGGAGCGGAUCACCUUCAUCGACGCCGAGUCCAAGCGGGAGCUGCUGGGCACGUACGUGCGUCAGGGGGAGGACAUAGUGCCGGUGGGCGAGGCGCUGCUAGAGAACCCAAAGAUGGUGCUUCACAUUCCGCAGCGGCGGCGCUCCUCCAUGUCGGAAGGCGUGAAGCAGCUGCUGAUGGACAUGCUGGCGGUGAACCCUCAGGACCGGCCCGACGCCUUCCAGCUACAGGCCCGCGUGGACCAGGUGACCUGCUGACCCGCCCCAGGCUAGGUUUUUUGGAAUCCUUGGAAACACUUUGAGAUCUGGAUCGAAUUCCCCUUGACGAAGGGGUGGCGAGCUAGGGAAGAAGAUACAUCCUUAUCCAAAGGAGUGGACCGAGAUCACCUGUGCCCAGGAGGAGCAUAUCCUUCAUUUACCUGCAUCACUUGAGUAUCUCAGGUGAAAGCGCUCUGAAUCGCCACACAUGACCCCUGACUUUUGACUUCUGACUUGACAUUUCCCCUUUUGACUAACGCAUGCUGAACUGGCCGAACCGAAGAAUCGAAGGAACACUUGCAAGGAAUUUAUCUUGUUUAAACAUUUAAUUUUUUCUAAUGGACAUUUUGCAGCCAUUCUAUGGUGGUUAAAGAUAAUUGUUCCUGACCUAAUGUUAUGGUCUAAAUUGUGAAACAUUGGUGAAUGUUAUUGAUUGCACUGAAAUCCAUAUUGUUAUAAUUUUUCCGACCAAGAAUACAGUCAAUUUAAUAGUUACCUGUGGCUCCAGUUGAUCAUUGUGUUGUCAUUGAAUUCUUGCCGACCGAUUCAUCGACCUGCCGAUUUAAUCGGCCGAUUAUAGCCUUUUUGAAAAUAAUCGGCAUCGGCCAAAAAGACGCAGAGUACAACCGAUUAUUAUUAUUUUUUAUUUUUUUUAAUGUUAUUGCGCUUAGUAUCCUGCAGAUUGCGCUCCUACUCGCCUUGCUAACUAACAACUUUAGCUGGAGUAAAAAAGAGGAGAUUGAAUUUUACCGUACAACAUGAAAGCACGCUCAGUUAUUUAUUUUACAUUUUACAUUACACUCAUUUUUGACUGUAAAUGUAUUCUAAAACACUCAAAGGUUCUGCAUUCAAUUCACAUAUUCGUCAAAAGUGUUUAAAGUAUAUUUAAGGUAUCAAAAACUACGUUUUAUAUGCUUUUAAAAAAUAAUAAUAAUAAUAAUUUUAAUCGGCCGAUUAAAUCGUAAUCGUAAUUUUUCUCUGAAAAUAAUCGGCAUCGGCACUCAAAAAUCAAUAUCGGUCGGGCCCUACUCCUUACGAACCUAGACACUAGUCCAUAUCUAGAUAUUCUAAUGCCCCACUAGGGCUACACAAACUAUGAUGUGUGUUGUGUGUUGCAGAGAGAAGAACGCACCCUAACUCGGGGAUUGCUCAGAAACCUAGAGAGGCAGUCCGCGACUGAAGAGGAUUGUCCUCUUCUAGAGACAAGGGCUGUUUCCCAAAGUGAAGGCUGUAGCCUUGCUAGGACGCGUCCUUGCUAGUCGCGUCCUAUGGAGAUGAGACUAGAGUGCUAGCUCGAGUGCUUCCUAGCGUUUGUAACGUUCAGACUUUGUAACGACUUGGUAGUGUGGAAGCGCUUCCGCUUCCGCUUUUUAAUACUGCGUGUCCGCUUGUAAACACAUGUGCGCUUAUGAAUAAAACAUGGCAGCAAUCAAGCUUAUCGAUAUUUAUUUGACUUUUGUCUGUUAUGAAUGCGGUCAUGUCUCCUUCGCAUGGAGCCUCUUUGGGGAAGUCACAAAAGCUUUGUUGCGGUUGAUAGAAUCGUCUUUAUUAAAAGGAAUAUCCAUUCAAUUUUUAUAAAACUAAGUGAAAUUGUCUGAGAACUUAAUUCAUGCAUCACAUUUACAGUACGUUUGAUUACUAUUAUGCAGGGGGGGAAAGACAAAGAAAGAGAUGAUAAACAUGUAUUUAUUUGGAUAUAUUAUUUAACUGAUCUGAUUCAUUCAUUCAUAUAUGCCUACAAUCUACCAGUGGUUUGAACACAUAAUAUAUCAUAUAAAAUACAAUUAUAUACGUUCAUUAAAAAUUACAAACGAUCGGUUGUGCAUUCAUUUUACAACAUUGGAUAGUGGCACUAUCCCUUCCACCAGUAAACAAAUGUUUGCGUGCCACCCGGCGCACAAAAGCCUCCGUUUGCUGGACUGACCCUAAAAAAAACGAUUCAACACAAACAUAAAUAGGUAUACAUAAAUAAUGUAAUCUUGUGAGCGAGUAAAUUGACAUUGGUGACAGUGGUGUUUAACACCAGCUACGUCCAUGCAAAAUAUAGCAACGUAUCAUUAAGUUGCAAAAACGUUGCACAGGUCUUUAGGCUUGAUUAUUAACAUGAUGAAUCUAUAAAAAGCAAUACGGCACAAAAUAUUUCUGAAAACUAAUAUAACUUCACUUCAUUUGAACGUGUACUGCGCUGCCAUUUUCAAGAACCCGCCCAGUGAACGCAGAGGAUUGUGGGUAGUUUUGGCUCGUCUAGGAUGCAGCGAUGCAUCCUUGAAAAAUCUCGGAAUUCUCAAAAACAAAGGACGCAAAAAUGGCGCGGCUUUCGAGUGCCCUCAACAUUGGAACAGUGCUUGUCGGCGUUCUAUGACGUAGCGUCCUUAAAAGGGCGGCCGUUGAGCAUGCUUCCUUGACAUUGGGAAACAGCCAAGAGCUGCGGGGGAGAAGGAAGUUCGGGCGCAGGAACGUUUACCGGUGAUACAUCGAAUUCUGCGACCCACCGAAAAGUGUGACCCCAAGGGGCGCUGUUGCACAUUUUCUGCAACAUGCACGUUAGGGCUUUGACUCCGAACUUCGUGAUUCUAAUAUAAUUCGAAUCUCAAAAAAUAAAUCAAAAUUCGAACGAAUAUUAGGCAGCCAUUAAUAUUCGAACCUGUUAUGGGCAGGCCAAGAGGGAGAGACGUCGGAGAACCCGACGCAGUCUAUUCAUAAUAUUGUAAUGACCACGGAAUAGGCAGUGAAUGAAGUAUUGAUUAGACAGCGAUUUAUUAGAAACCUAAUACACCGUUGGAACACGCAACGCCGGUGAACAAACCUCGGAAAGCCCAAUCCAGGGCUGAAUCCGAAUACUCAUACUUAUAGUAUGCAUUUUGUAGUACGCCACAAAUAUAGCUCGUCCGAAUGCUCAGUACGCAUUGUGUAGUACGGAAAACGUUUCCCAAUGCGUACUACCGCCACAGUAUACAAUGGUAGGUCACUACGCUAUCCCACAAUGCAACCGGAGUCUGGUAACGAACAAAGAAGUGAUCGCUGACCCGACUCUACCAACAGCGGCUUAGAAAGACGUCGUAGAAAGCGGCGCAGAAAAGAGACAUUAAAAAAAGUAAAGUAAGUAAUUAAGUAAAAAGAGACAUUUUUAAUUUAAUAGCAACAAUGACAAGACGGACAACUGGUAACUUAUCAAGGUAAUUUUCCCGGCAUCUGAGGGGAGAUACGUCAUCUCCAAACAUCCGGUGGAGUUUCGGCGGUUUUCUGAAGCGUUCGGAGGCGUUCUACGCAUAGCUGUAGACCGUACUACACUGUCAAGUGUAGUACGGUCAAGUAGUAGACACUGAACAGAAAUAGUAUGUACUAAGUAUUCAGAUUCAGCCCAGGUCUUACUGAAGGCAUUUAAUGGUCAAAAUAUUAUUAAUAAAUAUUCGAAUAUAUUCGAAUAUUAAUAAACAAACAAACUUCGAACAUGAUUUUUGGGCAAAAGUCAAAAAGGCAAGGCAAGGCAAGGCAACUUUAUUUAUAUAGCACUUUUCAUACACAAGGCAGACUCAAAGUGCUUCACAUAUAAACAUUGUCAUACAAUAAAAUAAAAUAAUAGAUAAGUAAAAGAAAAAUAUAUGCAAAGAAAUGGGUAAAAUAGAAAAAGGCAUUUUAGUAUUAAAAUAGAAAAUAAAGGCAAAGUUAAAAAAGCUUUUUAGAAAGUGCAAUGUAUUUAAGAUUUAGCAGAAAGCUAUAGCAAACAUAAAUGUCUUCAGUCUUGUUUUAAAGGUGCUCAGAAUUGGGACAAGUCUUAAAUCCUCUGGGAGUUUAUUCCAGCUAGUUGUUGCAUAGUAACUAAAUCCUGCUUUCCCAUGUUUUGUGUUUACUCUGGGGAUAAUUAACAGAUUGGUCUCAGAGGAUCUUAGUGGUCUAGAAGGCUGAGGUAGUGGAAGCAUAUCAGUUAAAUAUUUUGGGCCUAAACCAUGUAGGGAUUUAUAGGUUAGCAACAUGAUUUUAAAAUCAAUUCUCUGACCUACAGGAAGCCAAUGUAACGAUUUCAGAAUUGGUGUAAUAUGAUCACAUUUUUUGGUCUUUGUUAGAACUCUAGCAGCAGCAUUCUGAACAAGCUGAAGCUUCCUCAGAGUUUGUUUUGGGAGACCUGUAAGGAGACCAUUGCAGUAAUCAAGCUUACUAGUGAUAAAGGCAUGUACAAGUUUUUGUAAGUCUUCGGUGGACAUGAGCCCUCUAAGUCUUGCUACAUAUUUAAGGUGAUAAUAUGCCGAUUUUGUAACUGAUUUGAUGUGACUGUCAAAAUGUAAAUCUGAAUCCAUGAUAACCCCUAGAUUUCUGGCUUUGAUUGAGGUUUUCAGGGACAGAGAGUGAAGGUGUUGGGUUACUUUAAGCCUUUCCGUUUUAGAACCAAAUACAAUUAUCUCUGUUUUGUCCUCAUUUAGUUGAAGGAAAUUUCGGCACAUCCAUUCCUUCACUUGCUCAAUGCACUGGUACAGCAGAUCUAUGGGCCGAUAGUCAUUUGGUGAUAGCGAUACAUAGAUUUGCGUGUCAUCAGCAUAGCAAUGAUGGUCAAUAUUGUUAUUUUGCAUGAUUUGCCCUAGUGGGAGCAUGUAGAUGUUGAAUAAAGAGGGUCCUAAGAUCGAACCUUGUGGGACUCCACAUGUCACGUUGGUUGAUUCUGAUACAAAGUCGCCAAUGGAAACAAAGUAGUUCCUAUUUUGUAGGCAGGACCUGAACCAAUUUAAGACAGUGCCUGAAAGCCCCACCCAGUUUUCGAACCUUUCCAGAAGUAAUGUAUGGUCUACAGUGUCGAAUGCAGCACUGAGGUCAAGUAGCAUUAGUAUUGAGGUUUUGCCAGAGUCUGUGUUAAGACGGAUGUCGUUUACAACUUUAAUAAGGGCGGUCUCAGUGCUGUGCAGGGGUCGAAAUCCUGAUUGGAAGGUGUCAUAGCAACCAGUUGAUGCCAGGAAGUGAUUUAGUUGCUGGAGGACAACUUUCUCAAUGAUUUUACUUAUGAAGGGUAGAUUUGAUAUUGGUCUGUAGUUGUUAAUAAUAGAGGCAUCUAGGCUCCUCUUUUUUAAAAGGGGUUUAAUAACUGCCGUUUUCAAAGCUUUUGGGAAAUUGCCUGACUGGAGAGAGUUGUUAACUAUCUGCAAUAUGUCUACUGCUAGGCAGUCGAAACCAUUCUUAAAGAGGUUGGUAGGUAUAGUAUCAAGGCAAUAGGUGGAUGGCUUUAGUUGUGUCACAGUUUCCACAAGAUUUUGAGAGUCUAUAACAUUAAAGCAUGCCAUCCUUGCCACGUAAUUUUUGCCUGAACAGGGUGAGAUAUUGAUGGCGCGUCUGAUACCUUCAAUUUUAUCAAUAUAAAAAGCUGCAAACUCAUUGCAUUUCUGCGUGGAAUGGAGAUCAGGUGGAAUUUCUGUUGGGGGGUUGGUCAGUCUGUCAACAGUUGCAAAUAGGGUUUUUGCAUUAUUAGUGUUGGUUUUAAUGAUAUUGGAGAAAAAUGUUUCUCUAGCAUUUUUUAAGUCUAAAUUGUAGGCACGGAGGCUCUCUUUAUAGAUAUCAUGGUGAAUAUGAAGUUUAGUUUUACGCCAGAUGCGUUCAACCUUCCUGCAUUCCUUUUUCUGUGCUGUUACAGAAGCAGCUUUUCUCCAGGGUGCCUUUUGCUUUCCAGAAAUCGUUUUAACCUUAUAAGGUGCAAUGACAUCUAUGACUUUCAAAAUGUUCAAAUUAAAGUUUUCUACAAGAUCAUCAGCAGAACAUGGGUUUAGAGGUGGUAGCAAGGAGAUGGCCUUCUUAAAAAGUACAUUAGAAUCUUCAUUGAUAUACCGUUUUUUGACAGUGUUUGAUUUUGUCUGUAUGUCGGGAAUAAAAGAUAUGUUAAAGAAAACACAAAAGUGGUCAGACAAGGAAAGAUCAGUCACAGAGAGAUCAGAAACAUUGAGGCCCUUUGUGAUAACCAGGUCUAGAGUGUGCCCCUUGAGUAGCCUCUUUCACAUGUUGAGACAGUUCAAAUGUGUCCAGAAUGGCAAAAAGUUGUUUUGCACACUUGUCAUUCAAAUCAUCAGUAUGAAAAUUGAAGUCACCAGUUAUAACUAGACAGUCAAAUUCUGUGGAGUUGCUAGACAAUAAUUCUGUGAAGUCAUCGAAAAAAUUUGCAGAAUAUGUGGGUGGCCUGUAAAUAAUUAAUAGGAGAACUCUGGGGGAGCAUUUCAAUACAGCAGUAAGUUAUUCGAACGAUGGAAAAUCACCAAAUAACAUCUGUUUCCCCUGAAAUACAUUUUUAAAUAUAGCAGCAACCCCUCCACCUCUUUUUCCAGAUCUACAUGCAUCAAAAAAAUUAUAGUUGGGAGGAGCUGUCUCUAUCAGAACGGUUGCACUGUUAAUUUGUUCCAGCCAUGUUUCAGUUAAAAACAUAAAAUCCAGUUUAGAAAUGGUAAUAAAAUCAUUAACUAAAAAUGAUUUGUUAUUAAGAGACCUCACAUUAAGUAGAGCCAUCCUGAUGGUGUUGUUGAUAGGCUUUAAGGUUGGUUUUGGUUUGGAGGCAAUAGAUAUGAGAUUUGUGAGGUUAGCAGUGUGUCUAAGUUUCCCUUUGUUUACUCUCUUAGUGGUUACAGCAUGAAUGCGAAAGUUGCCCUGCUUUGACGUAGGCAACCUUGGGUUCAGCAGAUUAUGUGAAACUUCCUUUAUACUGUGUCUAUGGCUGAACCCUUUUUUGUCUCAGUAAUACUCAGGACUACAAUCAGUAUAGGGGGGGGGGCGCCAUCCUCUUGGGAGUUAUCAGCCUGUCGCCAGGACAUGGCGAUGCUAUCAAUGACGCAGAUAUUCCAACAUAUUCCAGUCUCUUAUAUUCGGCUGGAAAAUCGCAAAGGGAGGAGACAUUGGGGCUGGAGAGAUAGCUGUGGGAGAGAUGAGGCUGGAGGUCAUCGUCGGCAGAGGAAGAGGAAGGGGGUGGUCGUUCCCCGCCAAGCCGACCAAGCCGGCCACCCCCCUCAGCACAGUGUUGAUGGCGUCGGGCGGGCUGUUGUCUCUCUUCAAGGUCAAAAACAUAAAUAAAACAUAAGAUCUCCCCCCACCGGUGGGUCUUUCUUUUCUUGAUACUAACAUCAAUUCUAAACAGCGUUUUACACAGUAGCCUAUAAUAGGAAAUGCUCAAAGGUAAAUCAGCGUAAUUUAACACUGACUGUAGCUUUUUAUGGGUAAAGAAGCGACGGUGAAGUACUAAACGCCCUAUCAUUGUAUGGGUCUGUAAAAUGCUAAUGAAAUCAAAACAAAUGUGUUUAUUAAGCACCUUUUAAUAAAAAGGUCAUUGGUAGGGGGGAGAUCUUAUGUUUAAUUUAUGUUUUUGUUUUAUGUUUUAUGCCUGUCUACGCUUCAAACUUUGCAAAAAAUAGGCAACAGCGCCCCCUGGGGUCACACUUUUCGGUGGGUCGCAGAAUUCGGAGUAACACCGGGAUUAACCCCUCGAGGCGGGAGUGAGACAACACUAAAGAGCGCUGGACACUAAAGGAGCGCUGGGCCGGGGCUCAGGGAGCCAGAACUCUUUUCUUUUUCUGUUGGCUAAAGCUAACCUUUCUUUGAAUAAAAUUAACAUUGCGGAUUAAACGGAAGGCUGACUUGUGUUCAAUGGAGGAAGACGAGAGACACUGUGUUCAAUGGAGGAAGACGAGAGGCACUUUAUUUAUACAAAACCUUAUGACAGAAUUGUGAUAUUUUCCUCCAACAUGUCAUGUUAGUGACAAUGAUGUAGUAACUAUAGCGACGCCAACCAUCACAAAAAGAGAAGAGGUCUUGCGUGAGCGCUGGGUGUAGUGCGGAUAAGGUCGAGGAUGUAGCAUGCCUCUACGGUGCGCUCAUCCUCCCUUUGUUUGUAUAUUUGCAGUGGCCCAGCCUUUGCUGAGAGCAGUGUGUGUUAACAUUCUUGUUAACAAAAUAUUUGAGAACAUCAAUUUCCAGAUGUGCCAGACCGUGGCCGUUUCAAGGAGCUGGUCAGAACUCGGGGAAAGGCAACUCUUUUGCUUUACUCAACCUGAGAAUAAUCUCAGAAAAGUUAAGGCAACUCAUGCAGGGUACCUGGUACACAUUUAUCACUUGCAAAAGCCCAUGUGGAUCCAUGUGGAAAACAUGGGGAAACUCACCUGGUCUUCCUCCAGGACGCUGACCCCCGUAUGACCCCAGAUGACCCCGCCCAUGACUGUAGGUCCAGCGUUUUUCUAGAUAACAGGAAGGUAAACUCAAUAAUUUCAUAACCAAAACUAUUGUAUCCCAAGGCGCAUCGUUUUCCUUCCUUGAGUCUAUUUAAUCAAUUUAGUCUAAAUAAUCCUUUAGCUGCCUAAUUCAAUAGAACAACCAAACAUACCUUGACCUGUCUAGACUGAAGCAAUAGACAAUGUCUAAUAGCCCAUUCUCUUAAUUACAUACUUCAAUGUGUGUUAAAGGGGCUGUAGGCAAUAUUUGUAUGUGAAAAUAAAUGUUAAUUGGUGAUAGAUAAUCUAUAUUGCGGCAGCCAUCCCUGACACAGGCUGUUUGGUCACAUGGUCCUCCUUUCCCACCUCUCUGCAGUCAGCAAAACAAAUGAACUCCGCGGCGAGGCAGUCAUCCCUGUGCCUCACAGUCAUGCAGCAGGAUUUCAAUGUUGAGUGACAGUGGCGGAACAGGCUAUGCUCCUAAUCCAGCGGACCCAGGAAGGAUUUACACAUCCAAACACACCAACCGCAAGAAGACAAGAAAGAAAAAGGAUGGCUGCCAGGAUAGAGAGACAGGAGUCAUGCUAACCCCAUUUAUGGUAUCAAAUUCACCGCUUGUUACAUGAACACUACUUAUUAUAUUAAAAUGGGGUAAUCUAAUGUUACUGUUAUUUACAUUGCCAUCAAGUUAAUUAAUGUACUAUAAUGAACAGACUAAGUUGGCAUACUGUUAGACAAUGAAUGACUCUGUACAUAAUGUUGCAUUUAUACCAACCGACUUCCAUUCAGUAUAUAAUAGUAUAUAUACGUGAUACACUUCCUAUACUUACUGUACAGUAAGUGUACUGUAAGUACGGUCAAUCCGUAAUCCCUUUUCCCUUUCAUGUGGAGGCUUGGCCACUGUGUGUGAUGUCACUACCAACGGAGUGACAUCACACAGACGACACGGUUUGGAUCUGCAAGCCAUUGGAGUGAUGUUCAUAAACACACCUGCUACCACCUCUUAUCACAAUAGGAUCCCAAAGAGACUGAGACGUCUCCAGGAGGACCCCUUUAGAUUCCCCCCUCGAUGGAUUGAAGUUGGUCCUUGAGAUUUGAAUCAGCAAUUUUGGAGGUGCUCCAGGGAAGCACGCACCUGAGUUCUGCCUAAAUCCAACGGAUCCCAACCUGCUGCUUGGAGCAGUGCCAUAUCCUCAGAUAACAAGACAAGAGACGGUUACUGGAAGUGUUUCACACCCAGCCAGUGAAUGUUGACUAGACCAGGGGGGGAACUACACAUCCUACAUUCAUCAAACAAGAACACACAUCAUAAAGUGCUCAGGGACUCUGUACGGUUCAGCAGCGUGGUGUGAAGCUCUGGAGGAACACACAGGACACACAGUACAGUGCGUUGAGGGUGAAACCCAGUUUCACCCUGAAACUAAAAACAGAAGCGAUACCUUAGCAAUACUACUGUUGACACUGUUGACUUAUUCUUGGAUUAGUUUUGAAUAGUUUCAAAAUUAUUUCUUAGUCAUGCAUUUGGCAGAAAAUGUAUAUUAAUAUUAACCGAAUCGUUUUUUAGUUUUACAACAAUGUUUCAUUGUGGAUUAUUUUCUUACCGACUCAAGGCCAGACCGUUGUUGGAGCUGAGUUUGUGGUUCCUGUUGUUUCCUCACCAACACCCUUCCUCUGAGAACAGUCAUAACACACUCUUACACACACGUGGUUACAAAAGACAUGCUUUUAUUCAUGAACACACACAAAAGCACAUUUCAGGCCCUUUCUGAAAGCUAACUUUAAGGUCACUUUAACUCUUCAUCAUCAGCGCGGGGCCAGGUGCGAUGAACACACAAACUUAUCACACCAUGAGCCAGAUUAGGCGAAUGGUUUUGCUUUAUACACACAGCUUGACAAGCUAUAGCAUGGCAAGGUGUAGAUUUACAGUCGUACACAUAUAUACAAAGGAUAACUUACAUGAACAUUGAGUACAUUAAGCAGUGUUAGGACCAGGGGACAAGCUUAAGUACAAAUAUUAGCCUUCAGUUACAGCAGUAAUACACAUAAAUCAGAGUUCGAUCUAUGCAUGGCCUGACUGCCAGACAACUUGUGUUUGUGUAUGACACAAUUUAGAGCAGUAUCAAAUCUGUGGUAGUACAUUUGAAGCUUUUAUUCCAAAUGGUUUUUGAGGGACAUCCAUUAGUUAUGUCCCAAGGCACUGAUUUAUUUACGCAAAGUAUCUCCUUAAGCACAUAUAUUAUCAUGAACUAGAUUGUAAACAGCACAUACUCGACCAUGAUAAAUGCUUUAAGGCCAGAAAAGACAGGGAAAAGAGUUUGAGAUACAGAAAUGCAAAAAAUGUAUGGUUGUAGUUUGUAAGUUCUCCAGUCUCAAGACUCUUCCAUCCUCGAGGUUUUGCGGUAAAGGACGGCGGUCUUCCAACCGGCCAGAGACAGUCUGGCUUGUUGGUUCAGAUUAUGUAAAUGCAUCAGAAAAUCAUCAUUUGCCACUAAGUACAUGAGAGGGUUCAGGGCGCUGUUGAGGCAGGCCAGACCCCGGCCCACCUGGUGGGCGAUGUAGAUGCUCCUGAAGUUGGCGUGACAGACCCCUUGAAGCUUUGAUCUCCUGCUCUGCAGAAUCAGAAUCAGAAUGACUUUUAUUACAUCUUAUUGUACACACAAGUACAAUUCUGAGGCUUGGUUCCUCAACAGCCACAUAGCAGCAACAAUACAAGAUAAAGUCAAUAUAAAAAUAUGUAAAAUUAAGUAGCAGCAUAGAUCACAAUAAUAAAUAAUAAUAAUAAAAUAAAAUAAAGCAAGUAAUAACAAGAGAAAUUAAAACAGUGGUAAUAAGUUAUGAGCAAUAAUAAGUAAUGAGGUGCAGACCUGCAGGUUGAGAUAACGGAACACGUGGUAAGGGAUGAAGCAGAUGGCGAACAGAAUGGUCAGGAUGAUCACCAGCUUCAGACACCGUUGCUUCAGCAGUGCGUUCACGUUGGCGUUCGUGGCGAGGACAACCACCACGUGGCCGUAGCAGGCCAGGAUGAUGAGCAGCGGGACGGCGAACCCCGUGAUGCUCCAGCCUAGGCUGUACGACAGGUAUCCGUCGAUCCGGCUGUCCUCCGUGGUAUCGUAGCACGACUGGGAGGAAUUGCUCGGAGUUUUUUCAAAGGACAUAUCUGGGAGGAUUUGGAUGAGAACCAGAGUCCAAACCACGGCGCUGAUUACUACGGAGUGUCUGGUGCUGAUCUUCCCCAUGACCCUCAUGGGGUGGACGAUGCCCAGGUAUCUGUAGAUACUGAUACACGUGAGGAAGCCGAUGCUGCCGUACAGGUUGAGGUUGAAGCAGAAUCUGGUCACUUUACAGAAGGCGGCUCCAAAAGUCCAUUUGCUCUUUUGCGCGUAAUAGUGGAUCAAAAAGGGCAGCGUGAAAACAUACAACAAGUCCGCUAUUCCGAGGUUCAGCACAAACACGUUUAUGUUUCCCAUCUUCUUCCAGCCCUUGUACACGCCCCGGAGACCCCAGACAUUGAAAACCGUCCCGAAGAUGAAGACCAGGAUGAAUACCGUGGGUAAGAAGGCGUGCGUAAAAUUCAGAUUUAUCGCACCACACGAGAAAUUACUCGGGACUGGUUCAAUCUUCACCAUCUUUGAUCAAAUAGAGUGAGUCAAGACUCCCUCGUCUUUAGACUACAUACUCGCUCUAAGGUAGCUACGCAUCUGCUUACUUAAAAAAAAAUUGCUUUCAAUGUGAAACCAAAAGAGAAGACCACGCCCACUUCUUAACAAUGUCAUCAUUGUAUUGUAGACCUAUCUUGAUUUAUGUGGUUUUAAUAAAAAUGAUUUGCUAAAUAUAAAAAUAUUAUUGUGGAAUAAAUAUCGACAAAA